Molecule: messenger RNA, 11391 nt
Organism: Cuculus canorus (common cuckoo)
Lineage: Eukaryota; Metazoa; Chordata; Aves; Cuculiformes; Cuculidae
Gene: AGA
Product: aspartylglucosaminidase
Exons: 10
Coding region: 17-1069 (350 amino acids)
Biological process (GO): protein deglycosylation
Cellular component (GO): lysosome
Molecular function (GO): N4-(beta-N-acetylglucosaminyl)-L-asparaginase activity
Source: RefSeq, a predicted model, not a curated record
GGCGGGGCGGGCGGCCAUGGCGGCUGGCGGGGUUUGGCGGUGGAUGGCGGUCGCCUCCUUUCUCCUCAGCGUGUUGCAGCUGUCUGGCGCCUCCUCAGCCGCCGCCCUGCCCGUAGUCAUCAACACCUGGGCGUUUAGGACGGCCGCGGAGACAGCUUGGAGAGUAUUACAGUCGGGAGGUUCUGAGCUGGAUGCGGUUGAGAGAGGCUGUGGUCGGUGUGAGAUUGAUCAAUGUGAUGGGAGUGUGGGAUAUGGAGGAAGCCCAGAUGAAAGUGGAGAAACAACACUGGAUGCCAUGAUUAUGGAUGGCAACACUAUGGAAGUUGGUGCAGUUGCGGAUCUCAGACAUGUGAAAAAUGCAAUUGGUGUAGCUCGAAAGGUCAUUGAAUACACUAAGCAUACAUUAUUAGUGGGAGAGUCAGCCUCCCUGUUUGCUGUAAGAAUGGGAUUUCCCUAUGAAGAUUUAACUACCCAAAAAUCCCUCUUGAUGUAUUCAAAGUGGCUAAAUCAAAGCUGCCAGCCAAACUACUGGAAGAAUGUGGUUCCAGACUCUUCAAAAUCGUGUGGACCAUACAAACGGCCUGAAAAAGUAACUUGUAAAGAAGAACAGACCAUCUCACAAAGAAGUGUUCAUAAUCAUGAUACUAUUGGUAUGGUUGUAAUUGGUGCAACUGGAACUGUUGUUUCCGGGACAUCUACUAAUGGUGCAGUCCACAAAAUUCCAGGCCGUGUAGGAGAUUCUCCGAUAGCUGGAGCAGGAUCCUAUGCGGAUAGUACAGCUGGAGGAGCUGCAGCUACUGGGGAUGGUGACAUCAUGAUGCGCUUCUUACCGAGUUACCAAGCUGUGGAGUAUAUGAGGAUGGGAACAGACCCAACUGUAGCCUGUCAGAAAGUUAUUUCCAGAAUCCAGAAGUAUGCUCCGAAGUUCUUUGGUGCCAUUGUAUGUGCCAAUACAACUGGAAGUUAUGGUGCUGCUUGUAAUAAAAUUCCAGGAUUCACUCAGUUUCACUUCAUGGUUUCUAGCCCUUUGCUACAUCAGCCAACUGAGCAAGUAGUAGAUUGCAUUUAAUUUCUUUCGUCCUAUUAACAUCUAGACUUAGAGGAAGGUGCUAAGGUUCCUCAGGUGUUUACUUUUUUAAAUGGAUUUUCAUAUUCACUGUUGCAUAAUCAUGUGAACAAGUACAAAGGUAUGUUGUUGGUGCAUCUACUACUUCACUGUUUUUAGUAUCUUCUACUUUAUUGUGGCUUUGUGUAGUGCAACUAAGUUUUAUCUGUAGUUUCCUAGUAAUUAUCUUGGUAACUUAUUUCUAAAUGAUUGUAGACUGGUACUAUAAUCUAGAGAGAGGUUUAAAAAGCUGACUCUAUGUAGUUUGAGGGAAGUGAACAUGAUUGCAAAGUUAGAGCUGACAGUUAGUAUAGGCAGUUAAUCUGUGCUUAAAAAUGUACAUUUCAGUGAAAUAUCCGAAACUCAUGCGCUUCACUUCUGAGGUCUCUUAAGUCAUGAGUUUAGUAGGCAUUACCUUACAUCCCAACUCAAUUUUUAAACUUCUUGCAAACCUGAAAAUCAAAUUGUGGUUCUAAAUACCACAAGAAGUUAUGAGUUUUGUAUUUACUUCCAAAUAAUGCCAAGUUUCACCUGCUUUUGGGGGAAAGUAGAGCCUUGGUCACUGGAGAAAAGCUUUCAAAGAAAGCACAGAAAAUGAAUAGGUGGCCUACACAUGCAAAGAGACCAAGCAUAUAAUGACUCUUGUAGUCUGUCUCUUUUCAUUAGAACUGAGUAACCAAAAGUGAUGAAUCAUAAACAUUAAAUUGCACCUUUGCUUUUCCAUUUAAAAACGUGUUUCACAGAAAUCUGGAAUAAGGGGAAGGGAAUGGGAGGGGCACUGCCUCUACACUUGAGACUUAUUUUGAGAAUAUUUUAUUGUCUUUUUCUAAGAUUCAGUCCAGGUUUUCUUUUCUCUUGAAAACUGCAUGCAAAUGCUGACAACUGAGGAAAGGGAGUUGAGGAGUAGGGAAAGAUUUCAAAGCUUUAUUUAAGCGAUAAGGAGCAUCUCCUUUUUAUCUUGUUUCACAACAGCUGAGAAUACAAGCCUUCAGAGUUUUGCACUGACUCUAACUUGAUGGGAAGACAGGUGGAAAUCAUCCUGUCACCUUUUUUAUUGUAUUGAAAGUUAAGUUACGAAUCUUAAUCACAGUGAAUUCCUUGUCACUAAUAUGCUGUACGCUUGCCCUCUUCUGUAGCAGAGCAGUUGCAUGCCUGCAGGGUGACAGAUAAGUGCAACAGGUGAAGAUGGGUUUGUCACUUUCCGUGUCUAGAGAUACCAAUUUAUUUGUAACAACUUAAACAUUUCAAGGAUCCUUCCAAAGGUAUUUGAAGAUAUGAUCAUUUUCUUAACUUGGUGGCUAGCUGAUCAUUUGAUUGAAACUUUGCUAAACUUAACUAGGAAAAACUAAGAGGAGGGAGCAAGUAAAAUGAACAUGCCUUGUCAUAAACACUUUACUUAUACUUUGUUUACUAGAAUAAAAUCAUUCAGUAAUAAAAGCAGAUGUUAAUGUAUCAUCUAUAAGUAACGUUGUUUAGGUGCUUGUCUGCUGUGCCUUAGAAUGACUGUUGCGUUAUAUUCAGAGUUGGUAUCUUUAAAAGCUGGACACAAAAUGUUCAAACUAGAAUAGUCGAGUUUAAGGGCCUGCUGUUGAACUUCAUCAAUAGAGUAAUUUAUUUGGAGGAUUCACUUCUGUUACAGGAUCUUUAGAACAUCUCAUAGCACUGAGUUCACUGUAGGCCCCAACAGGCUUUAGUCAAAGGAGCUCUUACUGGAUGUAUCUGUAGUGGUUUCAGAUAAGUUGUCUGUCUGUUACCUGACUCUGCCUUCAGCCCUUCUACCGUGGCAGUAGUGCAGGUAGAUUGCUAUUUUGAAGAUAGCAUUGUGGAUUGUAAACGCAGAAGGUUCAGUACUGGCAGCUGAGUUAUAUCUCAAACUGCUGCAGCUGAAUCUACCACGAUUCAUUUUUGAGAGAGGUUGGGAACAUCCAUGGCUUACUUUCUAGUGUCCUUGUGCCACUUUGUGCUAGCUAGUGUGUACCACUAGAGUUUUCAGUGCCCGUGCUGAAAGAUGAGUGCUCUGUAACAGUGUGCUCUGACAAUUCUUAACUUAUUGCGUAGUCAGCUCAUCUACAUGAGAACAAAAUUAUUCGUAUCCGUGAGACAUACAUACUAAUACAUUUGGCUUAAUAAUGUAAGUUGCUUUAUCAUGCUGAAUUAAUUAUCAUAAAUGAAAGGGUUACUUUGAGUAAAUUAUUUUAAUAUACUGUUACUUUGGCAGUAUAAUAAAUUAUAAUUUUUAUAAAUUACGAUUUUGAAUAAAAAAAGAAUGUGCUUACUAUUUUGUGUUAAAAAUAUUUCUUUAAAGGUUGUUACUAGUGCUAUUCUCUUGUGCUUAGUGGAUAAAUUAAUUUCUUUAAGAAAGCUUUUUACAAAUGCAAAACUUUGCUAAAAGUAAGCAAAAGCUCUGACAGUUUCUGCUAGAGUUGCAAAAAAAAAAAAAAAUUACUGUUUAACAAAAUUCCUUGAAAUUAUAUUUUUAAAUUUUUACUCUCCAACUUCUACUACAAAAAGUAAAAAUGAGUAUUUGCAAGUUAGUGGUACAGUUGAAUGCACCCUGUCUGUAAAGUUGUGGGGCUUUUUUAAACCCAACUGUGUUCAUUAGCUUCUAGCUAGUCUACUUUAUUUCUGUUUCUAAAACUUCUUACCAAAUCAUUACUUCAUCUAAUGUAGACAGAAAAAGAAUCUUAGUUCAGUGGUCUGACUAAUAAUGCCAAUUAUGCUCUGGCUUUGCAUGUCACUGAUUUAUUAUUUAAUAAACGCAAUCUAUGUGAACCCUGACAAUGCUUUUGUGUGCACUUACUGAAGAAACUUCCCUGUCAUUUUGCUGUUUAUAGGUUACCAAUGAAAUAUGUUCUUUCACCUGAAACUGCCUAAGUAAGGAAUAAUUCGGAUUUUCAGAGAAUUCAAGGUUCGUCUUUCAGGUAGAAUCUACAAGUAAUAUAAACUAGAGUAAAUCUGUUAUCUCUUUGCAGGGUAAAAAUAACAGUGGUGCUGAUUGCUUUUUAACUUAGAAAUUCUAUUAGCAUUCAUUGUUUGGGUUUAGUUAUCACAUGAGUGUUGUAACGCAUUAACAACUUUGUUUUGAAACAGAGUAUGUGUGGGAUUUCAGUGUUAUAAUCUGUGGUUUGUGUAUGCGAGGAACCAUUAGUGAUAACUGUGAAACUUUACUCUAGCUCUAAUAUACAACUAGUAUGUUAUACGUUAACCACUGAACUACGGAUGUUAUCUCCAGGGGGUCUGUAUGUUCCUCCACAUAAGUUCCAUUAAAUUUACAGCAAAAGAACUUUACUGAAAUGUCCAUGAACGGGUGUGGCAGAAUCCCAGGAUUUUGUGACUAGUUUUGUUGUUACUGUUAAAGCUUUUGAGUUGGGCAGCAAACGUUUUUAGAUGUUUGUGCAUUUAACAAUAUUAGCUGUGUUUUCAUUCUCCUCUAUUUUUCCCCCUGACAGUUGUAAUCAGCGUAGGUAAAUGCACUUCCUGGUGCAAAGCUGUCUUGGUGCAAUCAGCUGAUAUUUACAGUGACAGGUUGAUGGUCUGUGAAACAAAAGAAACAGCAACCUCAAAGUGUGAUUUUUCUUUUUUCCUAAUAGAACAGGGGAAAAUCUUUAAGAAAAAGUUUUGAUUAUACUUUUCUCAGGUAGAGCUUUACAAAAACAAUUGUAUUAUAAAUACUGAUAUUUUAUUGGUUAGAAGUGGUGAUUUCAGAGCUCUGCAUGGAGAAAAACGUAAUAUGUUAGAUGAAAAGGAAUUUUCUUCUUUUCACCUUUUGCAUACUUUCCAGGCUGAACCUGAUAUACAUUGCAGUUGUGAUUCUGUUUGUCACUAAGUUAUUAUUGUGAUUGUUCAUGUUGCAUAAAGUACAAAAGCGGUGAGCUCUGCUACUUGAAUGUAGUUAUGUAGUUGGGUUGCAUUUUAUAUUUCUACUUUCUUAGCAUUUGUGAUUUAAAGAUCUUAAGAAAUAAGAAAUCUGGUUUAGCAAGAAAUCCAGUGGCUUGGUUUAUUUGAAUGUUCUUAUGUACAGAUGGAAAAAACCUGAACCUGUUACUUUUCCAAGACAAGUAUAUGGAGAUUUUUACACAAGCAAAUCCUCCUAGCAGGAGAAAGGCUUUUUGUGGAAGUGUCUACUUGAAUCUUAGCUUCUGACUGCAUUUGCAGACUGUGAAUACAGUCUUUGUAGAAUGUCAAGGUAGUAACUAAACAAGAAAAAUGCACUGUGCUACUCUUGACUUUGACACUUCAAUUUUUCUGGUUUUGUGGUUAAAAGUUCAAAACGUUAAGAUUUCUUCUCUGUUGAAAGUUUAGUAACUUGAAUUCACAAUUUUAUAUGGUUUCAGUUACAGACGAGCUUUUUGUCAAACAGAUUUUUGUAGAUGUUUUCCUGCUGAUUAAUUUCUUGUAAAAUAAAUGAAGUUAUGUAUUUACAUGUAGAUAUUUACAUGUUACAGUAAUAUUUCAUAAUAUUAAAUAACCAUAAUAUUGGAUCAGUUUGUAAUUGCAAAACUGAAAUGGGAAAUAUAAGCUAAGUAAUUCCUCUCGCAUCGACUUUUAGGAUCUGAAUGUUUUAUUAUUUGAAAGUCUGAAGAAUGUUUGCCAUCGUGUUAAAUUCCACAAGCUAUGUUACCACAUUCGUUUUACUCUUAGCCUUCACUUAAAUUGCUGUAUAGGUUCUCUUUUGUUGCACAGGACCUUGACAGAUUAGAUUCGCUUCAGAUAUGCAGGAUAAACAAGGCUUUUAGGCAAGAUGUUUUCUCUUGUCACUCAAAUUCUUCAACACUCCUUCCUGUUCUUGGCUUCUGUAAUAGAUACAUUGCUCAUACUUGUUACAAACUACAGCAAUUUUAAAAGUACUUUCUGUGUCUAAAGCCUUCUUCCAUAUAUAGGCAUGCUCCUUUUCCUACCUCCCAUCUCUGAAAUCAGAAUAAUACUGCUGAUUUUUCUUCCUGGUCUGUUGUCAUGAAUGGUACUUUAUACUUUCUUCAAAUGUGUAGUUUGAUUUAUAAAUGUUUUCUCCAUAUUAAGUUGUUUUCUUGUUGCUAUCUGCAGACUUGUGUCACUGUAACAGCUUUCAUGGCACAUUUUGACUGCACCCAUCUAGGUUCAACUGUUAGUUAAUUCUCUUUCUGAAGCUUAUUUUGUGUGUGAUGUAGGUUAUCUUGUAUCGGUUGGUGCAAAAAAUAAUUGCCACUUUAGAUUAUGAACUUGAAAGGAAAUAAGAACCAUUGGAAUCUAUGGAUUUUUGCCAACAAGAAACAAGUCUGCUUAUUGCAGUAGCAUAGAAUUCCAGAGUCCUGGAUUAUUGAAGGCAGCUUGAGCAGCUGUUGCUUGGUUGUGGAAAACCUUCUUUUGCAGGAAAUUGUCAAGAUGCUUCAAAAUGUUGUAAUCGGUGGGAGAGAGAUCUGGUGAGUAAGCUGGGUCAGGUAGAGUUUUGUAGCCCAGUUUGGGUUCUGCAGAGUCACUUGUCAGACAUGUGGCUGGGUGUUGUCGUGGAGAACAACUGGUCCUUCUCGAUUGACUGGUGUUGGAUAUAAACAUUGCAGUUCUUGGUGCAUUUUGUUUGUUUCCUGGCAAAAGUUCUCUGCUGUGAUGGUUUUGUGAUUCAAGAAGUCAUAGGAGGUGAUUCCACUUGCUGACCAGCAAACAGUGACCAUUACUUUCUUUUGAUGCACCUUUGGUUUGGGGAAGUAUUUUCUGCUUCACCUCUGUCCAGCCAUUGUAUAGAACACCAUCAGCUGUCGUAUAAAAUCCGUUUUUCAUUGCAUGUCACAAUGCCAUCAGAAAUAGAUUGUUUUUUGCCCCACAAAAGAAGUGCAGAGCAGCUUUUGUAACAGUGAUUUAUUUAUUUAUUUAUUUUUGUUUAGCUUAUGCGGCACCCAUUUUGAGCUUUUUUGAUUUUUGCAGUUUGGUGCAAAUGUCAAAAAACUGUUGAAUGGUCAGCCCUUAGUUUUGCAGCCUCUUGAGUUGUUCUGUGUGAAUCCACUUGUUUCUGUUAUGAAAUUUUUGGAACAACGUAAAGCUGUUUGUUGUUUAAUGGUUCCCUGGCCAAAUGUUUUGUCUAUAUUGCUAGGAAUUUCCACUGCUUUACAUCCUCUUUUGUACUACAGCAAAACCACUCAAAUUUGUUUUUUUCCCCAUCUUUAAUUUGACAGUGUAAUAACAAAAAAAAAAAAAAAGUGAAAACAGAACUAUUAUUAUAAAUAAGAAGAGCAAAUUUCAUUCUUUAAAAUGGUAUACUACAAGAAACAGUUAAAUGAAAGUUUAAACCAAAAUAAGCAUCACAGUUUACAACAACAAAAAAGACAAUUAUUUUUGCACCAACUUAAUAUUGUUUUGCCCUUGGCAGGGAGAAUGCGACUUCUGGAUGUUAAGGCUUGCUAAAGGUGGUAUAAUUCCUCAACUAGUUACUCAUUUUUCUUCCUGUUGAAGGAAUUAUUCAAACUGAGAAGCAGUAUCACAGUAGAUUCCGGUAUUGCAAUGCUACAGAUUUAGGAUUAUACUUUGGUAGGUCAUGAAUGUGUGUUUUUACAAGUAGAUGCUUGAUGGUAAAUGUGGUUUUAUAUUAAAUACAAUGUGACAGACAAUUUGAAAGUAAUAAUGGUUGUGCUUCUAGCUUGAUGGUGCUCCUGGAUAGUCAUUGUUACAAGAAAAAUUUCAAGGCAAAUUAUCAUAGAUCAUCUGUGAGGAUGGAGGUUAGGUUGACAGGCUAAUACAUAGAGAAGUACAGAAGAACAAAAUUUCCCCAGAACGAAAAUUUUUAUCUGCAGCCCUUUUACUGAGCAUUUAGCAGCAACACAGGACAGACAGUUUCUUGUCAGGUGCAUAAUCAAGACUUUAGAUGAGAGUUUUAGAUUAGAGCAGCCUGAUCUAGUGGGAGGUGUCGCUGCCCAUGGCAGGGGGAUUGGAAUUAGAUGAUCUUUAAGGGCCCUUCCAACUCAAACCAGUUCUAGCUAGGUGAGAUUUUUUUUUUCCUGAAGGAUUUAUGGUAAUAGUUGAAGUAAAGCAUUAUAGAUUUAAAGGUUGAAUGUAUAAAAUAUUAUAAAGGUUGAAUGUAUAAAAUAUUAUAAACAGGUCUAAUUCAUAUGCAGCCAAGUGUGCUUUGCUAAUUUGGUUGUUACCAAAGACUAAUUUGUGUGUUAUAAAGUGGAAAAUAAAUUAUAUGGAAGUAGCUGCAGCGUUAAAAACUCUAACUAUUUAAAUUCAGUCUUGACUCAUUCUUAUGAAUCUAUCAACGUGAAAAGUCCUGUGAUUUUAGUACUCAGCGAGAGGUGUGACAGUUUUUUUACUGCUUAGUCAAAGUGCUAGCCCCGCAAAACGGGUUUUAGGAGCUAGCAUUACUUUGCCGCAUAGGCUUAGGGAUGUUAACAGCCUUUAACUGAUUUCUGCAGUGCUACUUUUCCCUGCUCACUCUUAUGUCUUUGCUGGAGGUUGCUCUUCCUGUUCCAGUACCGGCAGACUAGAGUGUAGGCAUUCACCCUAACAGCUUCCAGCCAGAUCAAACAGUUUAACCUCUCUGACCUCUGCCUGCACUUUGCACUUGAGAAUAGCAAAUGUCUGCACCCCAUUCCACUGGCUCGACUGUGGGCUUCAUAACUUCUAAUCAAAGAGCUGUAACAAACGCUUCCAGGGCAAUUUGACUGCAGCUCUUUGCUGGGGAGGUAUGCAUCAGAGCCCUCGGGUAUGUAUAUACUAUCCUUAUUCCUGUGAAUUGAGCUCCUAAGCUUGUAGUUACAGAAGUGGAGGUAAAAAUCCAUGAAAAGCAACUGAACAGAGGACAGUUAGCUAAUUGUGAAGUGCUGUAGACUAGGUUAUAUUUUAAUAUUCCGUCUCUGGAGUAUGAGUUCAGCUGGAUAAAGAUUCUGCUGUUCUAAGAGACUAAUUCUGCAAUGAAAAUUGUAUGCAUUAAAUCAAUUGUUUCCGGCUGUGCAGCUGCAAGAAGGAAGCGAGGCAGUGUCUUUCUGUGCCAACUUCCUUAUCUCGCAAGACUGGGCUUGCAUGCCAAGAGACGUCAUACUGCAGUCCUGCCAGUAGAGGAAGCAAGGGCACAAUGAUCAGCAGAGACCUGUCUCACCAAGGACCCCAGACCCGUUUCUAGAACCUCCAGAAGGGGCACUGCACAAGUGGACUAAAAAAAAAAAAACAAACCCUCCCCUCAAGGAUCCUAAUCUGUGAAAAACACUCUGGAGAUGUUGCCAGAGUGUGCAUCUGCCAUUCUUGGAACCUGGCAACGAUAGUGGUGAUACUUCACUAUUUUAUCUUUCUCCCCUUCUGUUUUACCAUACGGCCCCCACCCCAUUGCCAGCUGCUAAUACCAGCACAAGGUGGACUGCAGGAAUAUGCAAUAGGGUACUGAGGAACAUGGGAAAUUAUCCAGCUGGUGAUAGCGCAUACUUAGAUCGGCCAAAGCAGGCUCUUAAAAAAUUUCUUGGAGAUUAACCCUCAGGCUAGAUGUCCAUCCUUCUGUUUCUCCUCAGUAAAAUUCAGUAAGAGACAUGAGAAAUCAGGGUUUGAAUCCAGGAGUCCCAUUACUUCAAGAAACAUUCUCAUCAACAGGCUAGUGUCAUGUUCCCCAUCUUUUCUGUUGUGUAAAUAAUUGUUUACGAUAGGUUUCCCAGAAAGUCUCCAUACAAUUUAUUUUUUUUUUUAUUGCCAUCUCUUUGUUAAAAUGGGAAUUUUCAUUUCUUCUGGCUGAGGAAGCUUUACAACUGAAAUCUCAUACUUCAAAGCAACUGCUGUUUUACCACAGUGCUUUAUGAAAAUGUGAGCACCAUGAAUUCUGUCUCCUUGACUGGCUAUUUAAUUGGAAGUUACUAUGAGAUGUACUUUGUGUUAAUGCCACAGUGUUUUGGACAGACUACUACAUGGGGCUUUCAAGGCUUUUUGUCACAAGGAUGUCUGGUUACUGAAUGACAAAGCUUUAGACAAGGGGUAAGUGCCAAUAUGCUCAGCGAAGCCAGGAUAACCUCUCCAAUCACAUUCAUGAAUAGAGAUAUAACCCUGUAACUUAAUUUGAAAAAUCAAGUCUCUUUCAGAAUUGAGAAUAGAAGUUUGAUCUUGCAUAAAGUUGCAUAAAAAUCAUUUAGUGCCACACUAUGACAAAUGUAACUGCUAAUGCCAGAUAAAUAUUCCAUCUGUGAUUUAUAAUCGUCAUUUAUGUACCUUUGGUCAGUCUUGGCUAUUCAUAGUGUGUCAAUCAAUGUCCUACUUAACCAUAUACUUUGCUAUAGAAGUCCUGCCUUUUAGCCCUGAUUUUUCCAGGCUUAGCAUUUGGGAAGAACUUCAAAUGCAUACUAGCAAUUGAGGCAAUCUGGUCGUAUUAUAGACCAUCCUGUAUAAGUGCCUCUAAAGCAUUUCUCACAGUGAAUAACAAAAUUACUGAACAAUACAGAACUACUGAAGCCUUUAGUCUCAGUAUGCAAAGAUUUGAGUGCUCCUUCUUUAGAAAGGGAGAAGUUGCCCUUUUUUGCUUAAAUCCAAAAGGAACUUAACCAGGGUCCAACGUUUUAAGCCUCAUAGGUACCUCAGUACUUUGUCUCAAGUGCUGCUUUCUAACUUUGUAGGUAUCCCAAAAUCUAUAGAUGUUUCUGUUAGUGGGGAGGCAUACAGCCAGUAACUCUUAAUACUAGGAAACUAGUAAGCCCUCAAGCUGUAGUCAUUCUCUUAUUCUUCCAAGCCUAGGGUCUGAUCUGAUGAGGAUGUUGAUGCACUGAGUGCUGCUUCGCACGUAACGGUAAGAAACAUGAGGUGGUGAGGAAGAUAACGCAUGAAGUUCUGCUCCUCUAGAAGAUCGAAGUAAGAUUCCAUGAGGAUAUACAGCCUGACACGUCUGUUCUUCUGCCGGUAUUGGUUAGGUAGUACACAGUACCAAGCAUCUGGUAAGCAUUCCAUGAAUACCAGCAGAGCUUAGAAAACUGGCGAAGUUCCUGAGCAAUUCACUAACAAGAACUUAAAGGCAACUUUCUGAGUUGAUGCAGUUGUGCUCUUCUAGCACUGAUCAGCUGAUAUGUAUGGUUCUUGACUCACACAUGAGCAGACUUGCAGCCAGUUGGUGACUGAGCCUGCAUAGGAGUGGAAGCAGCGAGCUGCAGAGCUGCAGAUUCUGUUUUCUGCCCAGUGUCAUUCUUGUUCCUAGGAAAUAAUUCCUCCCUUGGUUACAAGUUUUUCAUCAGUAAUCUCUUCAAUCAAGCAGCUGAGCAAUUUGUAAGUACAGAUUGAAUAUAAUAGCCUAAGCAGUCAUUAAAAGAUUCAUCUCAAUCAACAGAGCUUGCUAACUGAUCGUCACCGGAAACAUU